Molecule: messenger RNA, 942 nt
Organism: Debaryomyces fabryi
Lineage: Eukaryota; Fungi; Ascomycota; Pichiomycetes; Serinales; Debaryomycetaceae
Gene: CSO99
Product: Cso99p
Exons: 1
Coding region: 1-942 (313 amino acids)
Source: RefSeq, a predicted model, not a curated record
AUGAGUAUAGCAUCCAUAGCACCAUUAAACAUUACUGGUAAAAACGAAAUGAAAUUUCUUCCCAUAAACAUAUUGCUUAAGUUAAAUGCAAUCCUAAAAAAAUCAGUAUUUAGCAGAAAGUUUUAUCAAGAAAUCAAUGAUAAAGUAUUGAGUAAAUCUUCAACUGUUGAUGCUAACUUGUAUUUCAUUUGUUACUUUACAUUAUUGUUAUCGAGUAUUUUGAACAAUAAACCAAAGAUCAGACAGUACUUGUUAAAGCAAAAAUAUAACCUUGUUAAAGUUGUAAAUUCAUUCUGCAAUAACACAUUGGGGAGAGCACCUAAGGAUUCAUCUAAUAAAACUAUUUCCAGAUUUUUCCUGACGCAGGAUCCAUCAAUGAAUCCAGCAGUUUCUAGUGACAGCGAUAGGCCGGUUUCCAAAUUAGCUGUUCAUUUAAAGUCUAUUUCUUCGUACAUUUCUGAUGUAAGAAUAUUUAAUAGACUAACUGAAUCCAUCAAAUAUAUGCCUUGGAUUAUUGAUGAGUUUUAUGCUUUUAUGAACCCUGCCAGUGCAGUCCCCAAGUUUGAUAGAUUUGUGAAUUUGUUACAAUCUUUGAAUUGCUUACUUCUAGAAUUAUUUGAACAUGCUGGUUGGUUGACAGACCACAAUUGGGUAGGAACUCCAGAUAAUAAUUAUUGGUGCCUUUUGACGUAUGUCUGGUGUUCCAGAAUCUGGGGGGCUUAUUUAAUUAUUGAAAUUAUUGAACUAUUUAGAAGGGUACCAAUGAGCAAAUGGGAUAAGAAUUGGAGACUUAGCUUAUUUAAACAGGCUGUCCAGGUUCCCCUUGUGGUCCACUGGUCAUUGUACGAGGGCUGCUUAAGCCCAUUCUGGGUUGGUUUAUGCGGUAGUGGUGCUUCAUGGUGGAACUUUAGAGAUAUGUGGCUGUCUAUUGACUUAAGUUAA